AUGAAACGCGGAAGGGAAGCUGACGACGAGAUCGAGUCCAAUUCUGGUUCACGAGAUGCAUCCAUGGACCGAAGCCCAACACCUGAACGACCCAAACGAGCACCACCUAAGCGUGCUCGAUUUGUGGCCCUAACCAACGCUGCUGGUCAGAACCCUUCAACACAUUCGGAGAAAAAGGACUCUAGAAGUUCCCAAGAGGAUGUAGAUGUCGGCGUGCUUCUCGCGAGUUUACCCACCCAGUCUCUGCUACCGUUGCUCACAUCGCUCGUCAAGGCCCAACCAGAACUUAAAUCGACCAUCCUCUCCCUCAUCCCAAAACCGACACUUGAAACUGCGCUGCAAGCCCUGGAUCAGUCAGCAAGGAAGCUGCGGGAGGCGUACCCAUACUCCAAUGGCCCAUCAUCCUCGUCGAGUUUAACGUUUGGCUUCGGAACACACGCCUCGCCAUCCCAGAUGAACCAUGCACAAACUGGCAUGAGGGACUCGUAUAUCAUUUCCCGGUUGCGCCCUCACAUCACCGACUUUGUGUCCUGCUGCAUGUCCUACUUGCCAUACUUCUCCUCCGCGUCAGCUCCAACCCAAACACCAUCAAGCUCCCAGCUGACGCAUGCCAUUCAAACCAUGCACAAGGACAAAUUCCACCCCUCCGAAAGCUUCGUGUUCCUCCAAACCGUCACCAACCUUAUUUUAUCACAACCUCCGCUUACUGUAUCAUCCAUGGGCCCGCUCCUCGUACCACGACUGAUGGAAGAGUGGCAGAAUUGGGUUAACAAGAUCGACGAGGUCGUCAACAGACAGGCGGGCAUGUUUGGUAUCGAAGCUGUGCGCAGCUGGGAGAAAGGCUUGGACGAUCUUGCAGGUGCCAAAGCUGCCGAAAUUUCGACGCCAAUGAAGCAAAUCAGAGACACAUGGGUGGCAAAGGUCGGGUGGCUUGUUGGUCGGAGCCUUCGAAGCUCUAUGGAUGGACUGUAA
This is a messenger RNA of Coprinopsis cinerea okayama7#130, 972 nucleotides long. RefSeq lists its product as hypothetical. The record is from RefSeq and is a predicted model, not a curated record. Gene Ontology annotation, biological process: nuclear protein quality control by the ubiquitin-proteasome system; proteasome localization. Lineage: Eukaryota; Fungi; Basidiomycota; Agaricomycetes; Agaricales; Psathyrellaceae. Bases 1 to 972 code for a protein of 323 amino acids. The transcript has 2 exons. Gene Ontology annotation, cellular component: nucleus.